Molecule: messenger RNA, 2265 nt
Organism: Acanthoscelides obtectus
Lineage: Eukaryota; Metazoa; Arthropoda; Insecta; Coleoptera; Chrysomelidae
Source: the annotation of a GenBank genome assembly
AUGUUGCAACAGAACGGGUACAUAUCUCAGAUUAAUACACCUACUAGGGUAGAUUCUAACUCAUCUACGAUUAUCGACCACAUAUUUUUGAAGGCAAACAGAUUUAAGGUCUCUGAAACAGCAAUUGAGUGUAAACCAAUACUUUUGGAAAAUUGUAUGACCGAUCAUUAUCCUGUUUUGUUCAAUUUUAGGACCUAUAUAAGAAAAAAAGAAAACCUAAAGCCACUCACCGAGUAUGUGCUGAUACAGGCUAAAGAGUUGAGAGAAAAGGGGCUAUCAUUUAGGGAAAUAGGAAGAGCCCUUGGCUACGAUGAAUCAACUAUUCGAAAGAGGAUAAAAGCUGGCAGUGGCGUAAAUUCAUUAGGGCGGUUUCGAAAAGUAUUUACUGCAGUGCAAGAACAACAGAUGGUGAACCAUUGUAAGGCAUUGGACUUACGUUUCUACGGACUUACCUUGAAGUCGCUCCGCUUUCUGGCAUAUCAGUUCGCACACAGAAAUGGUAUCCCUCACCCAUUUAAUAAUGAAACUAGACUAGCAGGUAGAGAUUGGACGAGACAAUUCAUGAAAAGGAAUCGACUUUCAUUGCGUACCCCUCGAAAAACUAGCGUAGCUAGAACAAUGGGAUUCAACCAGCAGCAAUUGUCUCAGUAUUUCGAAAAUUUGAAAUAUGUCCUUGAGAAGUACAAAUUUCCAGCUAACAGAAUUUACAACAUGGAUGAAAGUGGAUUUCAAACCGUCCCAAGUAAAUUACCGAAACAUGUGGCUCCCACUGGAAAAAGAGAAGUAGCCAAAAAUGUAGCUGCUGAGCAGGGAAAGACUGUGACAGUGGCAUGCUCUAUGAGUGCAACGGGUCACUAUGUUCCACCAUUUUUUAUUUUUGCGCGAAAGAGAUUAAACUCUCUUUUGAUAAAGGAUGCUCCAAGUGGUUCAGCUUUAGGUGUAACGGACUCAGGAUACAUGAAUUCACUAAGAUUCGUAGAUUAUUUAGAGCAUUUUCGCAAGUACACAAAUCCUACUUUUGACAGCCCUAUACUGUUGAUUCUGGACAAUCACAUUUCUCAUACCAGCCUGCAGGCGAUAACCUACGCAAAGAAUAAUAAUAUACACUUGCUCAGUCUUCCACCACAUAGUAGUCACCGUACACAGCCCUUGGACAGAAGUUUUUUCAGGCCACUUAAAGAAAACAAGCCCGAAGGCGAUAACGAAGGGGGAAAUGUAGCAGAGGGCAUAGGUGAGGAGGGCACCAGUAGAGAGGGCAGUAGUGGAGAGAGCAAUAGAGGAGAGAUAAAUAGUGGAAAUGGCAAUAGUGGAGCAAUAAUGCUCGAAUCUAAUGAAAAGAAAAAUAAUGUACCAGACAACUCCCUAAUUUUGUCGGAAGCAUCGUGCUCCUCACACUGUGAAGGUAGUGUUGUGCUACCUUCUGAUAUUAUUCCUCUCCCUAUAAUUUCUAAAAAGAGAAAGCGGACGAGAAAAGGACUCAAAUCUACUUUACUCACUUCCACUCCAAACAAAGAGGAAUUAGAAAAUAUAGAGCAAGAAAAGAAAAGAAAAAUGGAAGAAAAGGAAAGAAAAGCGAAGAUUAAAAGGGAUAAAAAAGUAAAAAGAAACGUGUUCAAAGAAAAACAAAAUCUCACAAGAAAAAAUAGCGAGACCUCAUCGGAAUCCGAAUCAGGACUUUCCCUUCACGAUAGUAGUAGCGAUUUGAAUCUUUCAACCAGUGAUGAGGAAACAGUCCGUGAAUUUACCCCAGGACAGUUUGUCGUUGUCAAAGUAUACGGAAAAAACAAAAAAUCAUUUCGCCAUUACGUGAUGCGGAUUAUUGAAGUGAUGGAAGAUGGUUGUAGCGGAAGGAGGCAGUGCGAAAGGAGACGCAGAAGAGCACACAAAGUAGGCAAUCGACUGUUGUUCAAAGGCAUCGGAAUGUCUUGUCCCGUUCACACAUUUAAUGACGACCGACGAAUUCUGAACAACGACAGACAUUUUUUGUUGCUUACGAGUACUUCAGAUACCAACAAUUUCAACAUACAACAACAGUUGCUUUGCCUGCAGUUAAAAGCGACUAUCGAUGUUGAGAAAUUCCUAAUCUAUACCAUUGUGAGAAGAUCCUCAUCGACUCAGAGAACUCAGAGAUUCAGAAGCAAUUCAAGCAGACCCAAGGUAGUUUCAGAUGAUCUAUGGUCAUCAACGGAGGUCAAAGGCAAUCUUUAUAUCCGUACAGGAACACAGGAACAGCUGAUGUGUUUCCGCCGCCGUUAUAACCAAUAG